GUGGCAUGUGUGAGGAUAGAUGAGGGGCAUUGACACAGGCAAGGAGAGGCCACUGGCACCAGAGGGCCUUGGCCUGCAAACUCCAAGGCAUGAGCUCCAGAACCAGAGACAGCUGGCCCUGUAUGGAGACCACUGUGGGGGUAUGACCAGGCCUGGGAUACUGGCCUGCAGGACCCCUCAGAGAGGAGCAGAUGGGCCGAUCUCCUACGUGCUGUCCUCCCCACUUGAUGGGCCCUCCUGUGGGCAAGGCCCCAGAAGCCAGAGGGCAUGGAGCUUAUCCUGCCAUCUAUGCAGGUGGCCUCUUGGGCACAGGGUGGUGGGGAGAGGGGACCUAAAGUGGGCAGGUAUAGUCUCUGGCUGCCCCCUCUGGGGUCCUGGGCCCGAAAGAAAGGCCUCUGCUGCAGACCCCCACACACCUCAUCCUCCAACAAAGGCCACUGCCUCAGUCCACACGUUAGGGGUGGGAGGACCAAGCCCCAGGAGAACUGAAGUGGAACCAGAGUGGGCACCUGUGUGUGCAGGAGGAAAGCUGGCCUCCUUGGGGCUGCGUGGUGGAGGCAGCCCCUGUGCGGGGACCCCUGUGAUCCGGAUAACAGAAGGCCCUGUGAUAAGCUGUGGCUUGCACCAGAAGGAGGCCAGUGUCUUCUGCAGAAGGCUGGGGUGCGGCCCAGCGCUCCAGGCAUCCAGGCCCCACCUCACAGGGCACCCAGGCUGGCUGGGUUCGAAAGUCAUUUCCUGCCAGGGAACAGAGUCCAGCAUCUUCAACUGCAGGUUCAACCUGAACUUCCUAGACCACUGUGACCUCCCAACAGACUCUGAGGUGGUGUGUGCAGGACACACCGAGGCCCGGCUGGUGGGCGGCGAGCACCCCUGCGCCGGGCGCCUGGAGGUGAGGCGGGGCCUGACCUGGGGCACCGUCUGCCACGCGGACCUGGACCUGGCCACGGCCCACGUGGUGUGCCGGGAGCUGCAGUGCGGGGCGGCGGCGUCCACGCCCGAGGGCGCCCGCUUCGGCCAGGGCUCGGGGCCGGUGUGGACGGAGGCCUUCCGCUGUGCGGGCAACGAGUCGCUGCUGUUCCACUGCCCGCGGGCGCGCGGGAGCCAGUGUGGGCCCGGCCGUGACGCGGGGCUCAGGUGCACGGGAGAAAAGUUCAGGCUGGUCAAUGGCAGCAGCAGCUGUGAGGGCCGCGUGGAGCUCCAGGUGCAGGGGUCCUGGGCGCCCCUCUGUGCCACCCACUGGGACAUAGCAGAUGCCACCGUCCUCUGCCAUCAGCUCAACUGUGGCAGUGCGGUGGCCACACCUCGAGGAGGCCAUUUUGGGGACGGGGAUGCUGCCAUCUGGCCUGACGCAUUUCACUGUGGGGGGACAGAACCCUACUUGUGGAAUUGCCCAGUAAGCACCCUGGGGGCCCCGGCCUGUGCCCCGGGAAACUCAGCCUCCGCGGUCUGCUCAGGUCUGCCCCACGCCGUGCGGCUGAGGGAAGGACAGAGCCGCUGUGAUGGCCGCGUGGAGGUCUCCCUGGAGGGCGUGUGGGGCCGCGUCCUGGACGAUGCCUGGGACCUGCGCGGCGCGGACGUGGUGUGCCGGCAGCUCGGGUGCGGAGCGGCCGAACAAGCCUAUGACGCACCUGCCCCCAGCCGCGGGUCCGUCCAGGUGUCGCUGAGCCGCGCGCGCUGUCUGGGCACCGAGACCCGCCUGACUCAGUGCAACGUGUCCGCGACCCUGCAGGAGCCCGCGGGAACCUCGCGGGACGCCGGCGUGGUGUGCUCUGGGAGCCUCGGGGUGCGGCUGGCCGCGGGGCCGGGGCGCUGUGCGGGGCGCGUGGAGGUGCUGCGCGGGGGCGCGUGGGGCACCGUGUGUGACGACGCCUGGGACCUGCAGGACGCGCACGUGGUCUGCAGGCAGCUGGGCUGUGGCCGCGCCCUGAGCGCCCUGGGGGCCGCACACUUCGGAGCCGGGGCAGGGCGCAUCUGGCUGGAUGAGCUGGGCUGCCAGGGCCACGAAUCUGCUGAUGUGGGCAAGUGCCCGUCGGCGGGCUGGGGCCAGCACGACUGCAGCCACAAGGGCGCCGGCGUCCUCUGCUCAGAGUUCACGGAUCUGAGGCUUCGACACAGGCAGCCAUGCGCAGGGCGGCUGGAAAUUUUCUACAAUGGGACCUGGGGGUGGUGUCUGCCGACCCUGAGUGCGGCCUCCCUUGAGGUCCUGUGUAGGCAGCUGGGCUGUGCCCACGGGCAGCUGCAGGCCAGGACAGGAAGCUGGUCUGCUCCUGAGUUUCUCUGGGUGGGUUCCAUCCAGUGCAGGGACAGGCAUGACCGGUCCCUGUGGCAGUGCCCAUCAGCCCUGGGACCAGCAUCAUGCUCCAGUGGAGAGGAAGCGUGGGUCCUGUGCACAGCAGAAAUUGGUGGUUUGGGGAGACAGAGGGAAAAGGAAACGAAAAAUAUUGUACAUAAUUUAGCUGCUGAGCUUCAAAUACAGAAACGGGUCCCAUUUCCUGUGGCAGAAAAGGCAGCAGAAGUUCCUGAGGACCCUGGGGGAGCCCCUCAACUGCUCCUCCUCCGCUCGGGCUGCCCAGGUACUCUUGUCCUUGUCCUCCUCGCUCGGCUGCCCAGGUACCCUCUGUCCUUGUCCCUGUCCUCCUUCCCAUCCCGGUCCAGCCCCGCAGUGACGGCAGCCCCCGUUCCAGAGGAGGGCGCGCGGCUGCGCGUGCGCGGGGCGAGGACCGCUGCUCCGGGCGUGGAGCUCUGCCACGCGGGCUCCUGGGGCACCGUUGUGACGACGGCGAACCUGGCGGACGCGGAGGUCGUGUGCCGCCAGCUGGGCUGUGGUGGGCCGUCGCCCCCUGGGGCCGCCGCCUUUGGCCCUGGCUCCGGACCGGUGUGGCUGGACGAGGUGGGGUGCCGGGGCGCGGAGGCGUCCCUGCGGGGCUGCCCUGCGGAGCGGUGGGGACGCGGAGACUGCGCGCACAAGGAGGACGCGGGCGUGCGCUGCUUGGAAAACAAACAGUUAACCACAGCGAUGACCUUAGCACAAAUAGCAGCAGUGGAGCCUGGCCCAGGCUCCCCGCUGCCUGCAGCGCCCUUCCGGACACUCUGGGUGGUCAGUGUCAUCCUGGGAGCCCUUCUUGGUCUUCUCCUUCUGGGCCUCAUGGCCUUUCUGAUUCUGCCUCGAGUCACACAAGCCAUGCAGAGGGGUCUGGGAAGAUCUGAGGCAUCUCCUGAAGAAGCGAUCUAUGAUGUCAUUGGGGAAAUGCCGCUAGCAGGACUGUACGAGGAAAUCGUGGAGGCUGAGGCCGUGCCCCAGGAUGAGGAGGACGCAGGUGUGGUGAAGGGGGACACAGAAACAGCAGGAAACAUCCUCAUGGUCGUGACCAUCAGCCUGAAUCCAGGCCUCCACACUCCAAUGCACUUCUUUCUCCCCCACCGGGUCCUUUUAGACAUUGUCUGCACAUCCAUUGUCCUCCCCAAAUUGCCGGAGGGGCUGGUGGCCACAGCCAGCUCUUCCUGACGUGGUUUCUGGGGGCCGAGCUGCUGCUGCUCACCGCCAUGGCCUAUGACGGCUACGUGGCCGUCUGCUUAGGCAUGCUGGUGAGUGGUCAGUGUGGUCAGCACGUCCGUGCACACGGGCCUGAGGCUCAGCUUCUGUGGCUCUGGUCAGAACCAGAACUUUUUGUGUGAGGUCCCCACCCUGCUACUGCUGUCCUGCAGUCCAACAGCCCUGAACAACAUCAUGAUCAUGGUCAUAGACGUUUAUUUUGGCGUGGUCAACUUCCUGCUAACCAUGGUGUCCCACCCGCUGCAUCAUUGCCAGCCCCUGCAGCAUCCUGCGCAUCCGCACUGCGGAGGGCAAAGCCGCAGGCCUUCUCCACGUGCUCCCCCGCC
Cercocebus atys (sooty mangabey) is the source of this 3879-nucleotide messenger RNA. RefSeq names its product scavenger receptor cysteine-rich domain-containing protein SCART1-like. Lineage: Eukaryota; Metazoa; Chordata; Mammalia; Primates; Cercopithecidae. Gene Ontology annotation, cellular component: membrane. The record is from RefSeq and is a predicted model, not a curated record.